CAAGAGCAGCCCCAGACUGGGAACCAGUAUUUGGAAGAUGCUUUGCUUCGGAGUUACUUGAAAACACACCUUCCUCCCAAGGUACUGGAGGAGGUGAAUCAGGACCUGGAGAGAUUUGGAAACCGUCUGCUAACCAAGAUCAAACUUCUAGGAUGGGAAUGCGAGUUAAACCCCCCUGUGUUUCGGCAGUAUGAUGCCUGGGGGCAGCGGGUGGAUCACAUCAUCACCUGCUCGGCCUGGAGGAGGAUGAAAGAGAUUGCAGCAGAAGAGGGGCUGAUUGCUGAGGCCUAUGAGAGAAGAUACUCCAACUGGAGCCGUCUGCAUCAGGCUGUCAAACUGUACUUAUUUUCAAGCUUCUCUGGGGGUUUCAGCUGUCCACUGGCCAUGACUGAUGGGGCAGCCAAAGUCAUUGAGUCACUAGGUAUUCCUGGAUCUCUGAAAAAUGCUUUUGACCAUCUGACAUCCCGUGACCCCAAAAUGUUCUGGACCUCUGGCCAGUGGAUGACAGAGCGCAGGGGAGGCUCUGAUGUUGCUAACGGCACCAAGACGGUGGCCAGAAAGCAGCCAGAUGGUACAUAUCGUCUCUAUGGUUUUAAAUGGUUUACAUCAGCUGCUGAUUCUGAUGUGACAUUAACCUUGGCCAGGGUAGUGGAUGCUGAAGGACAAGUAAAAGAGGGUUCCAGCGGCUUGUCCCUGUUCUUCCUGAAGGUUCGAGAUGAGGAUGGGAAGCUGAACAGCAUCCAAGUGCAAAGGCUGAAAGACAAGUUGGGCACGCGGCAGAUGGCAACAGCAGAGCUAUGGCUAGAUGGAGCUAAAGCAGAGCUGAUCUCUGCAGAGGGUCGUGGAGUGGCCUCCAUCUCCAACAUGCUGAACAUAACUCGGAUCCACAAUGUCAUUGCUGCAGUAGCUUCCAUGAGAAGAAUGAUCAGUCUGAGCAGGGAGUACGCCCAUAGGCGGGUUGCCUUUGGGAAGCUUCUCAAGGACCAUCCCCUGCACAUGCAGACGAUAGCCCGGAUGGAGGUGCAGACACGAGGGGCGUUUCUUCUGCUUAUGGAAAUCGUUCGUCUGCUUGGACUUGUAGAAACCAACAUGGCAAGUGAGCAAGACCAGCUUCUCUUGAGACUGCUGAUACCAGUUGCCAAACUGUACACUGGAAAGCAGGCUUCUGCUGUUGUUGUUGAGGCAAUGGAGAGUUUUGGAGGACAAGGUUACAUGGAGGAUACAGGCUUGCCAGUCAUAGUCCGCGAUACUCUGGUGUUGUCCAUAUGGGAGGGAACAACAAAUAUCCUGUCACUUGAUGUCCUGCGAUCCCUCACCAAGAGUCAAGGACAGGUGAUGGCUGUGUUCUUCUCCACAGUGCAGAAAAAACUGGAGCUGGCUUCGAGCACUGUGAAACUGGAACCUGCCGUGAAGCAAAUGCGGGAUGCCAUCAGCAGUCUUGUGCAGUUCACACAAGCAGCUGGCUCAAAGGGGGCAGUGACCAUGGAGCUAGCAGCAAGAGACUUCUCCUACACACUUGCAAGGAUCUAUGCAGGUACUCUUUUAAUUGAACAUGCAGCUCGGCCAGAUGCUUCCUCCACAGAUAUUUCCGCUGCUCAAAGGUGGUGCAACCAGGAGCUGUGCCCUGUGGCCCCAGAGUUAGAGAACAGCAGCUACGAGGCUGAGGAAGCGCUCAUGGACAGCGCGCUGGUGUACGAGGGCAGCCCUGCCUGCGGCAGCAGGCUGUGA
Molecule: messenger RNA, 1728 nt
Organism: Pelecanus crispus (Dalmatian pelican)
Lineage: Eukaryota; Metazoa; Chordata; Aves; Pelecaniformes; Pelecanidae
Source: RefSeq, a predicted model, not a curated record